Molecule: messenger RNA, 1374 nt
Organism: Sebastes umbrosus (honeycomb rockfish)
Lineage: Eukaryota; Metazoa; Chordata; Actinopteri; Perciformes; Sebastidae
Gene: rxfp3
Product: relaxin family peptide receptor 3
Exons: 1
Coding region: 144-1361 (405 amino acids)
Biological process (GO): immune response; G protein-coupled receptor signaling pathway
Cellular component (GO): membrane
Molecular function (GO): G protein-coupled receptor activity
Source: RefSeq, a predicted model, not a curated record
CUUUUAUUCUGUGUUUAUUUCGAUUCACAGAAAACCUGCACCGCUUUGCAACGCAUGUUUUAUUGAAGUGGAGGCUUUGCGCAAGAACCUGCAAGGAUUUGGAUGCAUGGCUUUAAGAAGCAUCCUCUUGGAUUAAAGUUAAAAUGUCUGGAGACUCUAACUACGAGGGCUCAGCAGGGAUAGUCUAUAUCAACCUCAGCUGUAUUUUCAACACCACCAACCUCCUGUCAGACUUCAGCAACAAGACAGAUGUUGUAGGAGAUGGUGCAGCUGUUGUGAGGAUUAUCAUCUCUGUCAUUUACGCGCUGGUUUGCGUGCUGGGUCUGGUUGGGAAUGUCCUGGUGCUUUACCUGAUGAAGUCUAAACAGGUGUGGAAAAAAUCCUCCAUCAACCUUUUUGUAACUUGUCUGGCUGUGACUGACUUCCAGUUCGUCUUGACUCUGCCCUUCUGGGCGGUGGAAAACGCGCUGGACUUCACGUGGCUUUUCGGCAAAGCCAUGUGUAAGAUAGUCUCCUAUGUCACGGCUAUGAACAUGUACGCCAGCGUGUUUUUCCUCACCGCUAUGAGCGUGGCGCGGUACUGUUCGCUCGCCUCUGCGCUCAAAGGCGGCAGGAGGCGGCGGCCGCGCUGCCGCUGCUGCUGCUCUGCCGCGCGGUGCGUGAGUGUUUUCAUCUGGUUCGCCGCGGUGUCCGCCGCUCUGCCGCACGCGGUGUUCUCCACCACCGCGACCGUCUCCAGCGAGGACUUGUGUCUGGUGAAAUUUCCUGAAACAAUGGGAACCGCUGCACAGUUCUGGCUUGGACUCUAUCACUCUCAGAAAGUGCUGCUUGGGUUUGUUCUACCUUUAGGCAUCAUAUCAGCUUGUUAUCUGCUCCUUUUGCGCUCAAUCACAUCCAAAAACAUCAACACGUCGAGCGCAAAACGACGCGCAAAGGUCACCAAGUCUGUCACCAUUGUGGUGUUGUCGUUUUUCCUCUGCUGGCUGCCCAACCAGGCGCUCACAGCCUGGGGCAUCCUCAUCAAACUCAACGUGGUGCACUUCAGCUAUGAGUACUACACCACCCAGGUGUACGUGUUUCCAGUGUCAGUGUGUCUGGCGCACUCCAACAGCUGUCUGAACCCGAUCCUGUACUGCCUGAUGAGGAGGGAGUUCAGGAAAGCGCUGAAGAAACUCUUCUGGAGGAUGACUUCGCCGACUAUAAGGCCGAUCACAGCCACCACGAAGCCGGCGAUGGAGGAGGACAAAGAGCACCAUGAACUGCUGCCGGGCAGCGCGCUCCAGGAGCCCGCUGUGGUGUUCUAUCCUCCGGGUGCUGUCAUGUACAACGACCGGAGAGAUCUGCAGCACAACAGCGCGUAAAGAAGUAAAGAAG